Molecule: messenger RNA, 752 nt
Organism: Syngnathus acus (greater pipefish)
Lineage: Eukaryota; Metazoa; Chordata; Actinopteri; Syngnathiformes; Syngnathidae
Gene: cetn3
Product: centrin 3
Exons: 5
Coding region: 87-614 (175 amino acids)
Biological process (GO): spindle pole body duplication
Cellular component (GO): microtubule organizing center
Molecular function (GO): calcium ion binding; microtubule binding
Source: RefSeq, a predicted model, not a curated record
GGACAAACAGCGGGCGGGCGAUUUGUAGUCAACCUGCGCCACAACAUAAAUGAGGCGAAACUUUAAGUUGACUCGCUGGGAGAACGAUGAGUGAAGACCGCGAGGACGCAGACGUCACGCAAAUCACCAGUGACGUGUUUGAAGACAAGAACAAACGGAAGAAGAGGAAGGAGCUGAGCAAUGAGCAGAAACGCGAAAUUCGGGAAGCCUUUGAGCUCUUUGACACGGACAAAGACAAUGAAGUUGAUUACCACGAGUUGAAGGUGGCGAUGCGAGCGCUGGGCUUUGAGGUGAAGAAGGUGGAUGUCAUGCAGAUCCUGAAGGACUAUGACACGCGCAAAACGGGCAAAAUAUCCUUUGAGGACUUCAAUGAAGUAGUGAGCGGAUUGAUCCAGCAGCGCGACCCCAAGGAGGAGAUCCUGAAGGCCUUCCGGCUCUUUGACGACGACGAGUCGGGAACCAUCAGCCUGAGGAACCUGAAGCGCGUGGCCAGGGAGCUCGGCGAGAACACCAGCGACGAGGAACUGCGCAGUAUGAUCGACGCCUUUGACGCCGACGGCGACGGCGAAAUCAACCAAGAGGAGUUCCUGUCCAUCAUGAGCGGCGCCUUAUGAACAUCGGGUCGCUCCUCCCACGAGGUCCUCGCACCCGGACCAAUUUGUAAGUGAUGAUGUCAUGCGUGCGGGAGCAAACGGGAGUGGGAGCUUGCUUGUGCGCACGACUGUUUUAUUUAUUGAAAGAAAAGAAAUAAA